AUACGUGUGUUCAUCAAUGUAACCAUGUCAGAUGGCAAAUUGUUGGAUUUUGUCAAGGAUAUUCUAAACAACCUUGUUUUAACUGACCAACACAGUGGAUCAUGAAUGUUUCGGAUUUUUGGACUGAGAACUUGAGAAGUUUUUCCAUCUCGGAUCUACAGCACAAAGAAAGUUAAAUUAAACAAACAAUAUGAAUUAUACAGGAUAUUCCAGUCAAAUGACAUGAAAAUGAAUGCCAACGACAUCUCUUGCAGCAUCAAUACAACAUCAAUACAAGAAUAUCAGCAUAAAAUCUACGCAAUUUUCUACACAGUCAUUCUCGUUCCUGGAUUGAUCUGCAAUGUUCUUGCUCUCUGGGUUUUCUAUGCCUACGUGAAGGAGACAAAAAAAGCUGUAAUAUUCAUGAUCAAUCUGGCCAUUGCUGACCUGCUGCAGGUGUUGUCGUUACCUCUGCGCAUUUACUACUAUCUCAACGAGUCAUGGCCUUUCGGUCAGGUUGCUUGCAUGGUCUGUUUCUAUUUGAAGUAUGUCAAUAUGUACGCCAGCAUCUUCUUCCUGGCAUGCAUCAGCGUGAGACGCUGUCGACUCAUUAUCCACCCAUUGCACUGCGGUGCAACAAAAAGACAGCAGAAUCAUAGCUGGUGCGUUGCUGGGUGGUUCAUUGUGUGUUUAGGAUGCCUACCGUUCCCGCUUCUAAGAAGAAACCCAUCCACUCCUCUACACUGCUUCUCUGAACUACCAAUGAUGCAACUGAAUAUGGUGUUAGGAGUGUCCCUAGUGACGGUUGCAGAAAUCAUGGGUUUUCUUCUUCCGUUGUCUGUGGUGGUCAUUUGCACGUGGUUGACCGCAGCAAGUCUGCGUGAGAAAACCAGUGUUCUGCAAGAUUCUGGGGAAAAACACAAGGCUCUCAAGAUGGUUUUGAGCUGUGCUACUGUAUUCCUGGUCUGUUUCGUUCCCUAUCACAUCACUUUCCCUUUAGACUUUCUGGCCAAAUCCAAUUUUACUGUUAGUUGUGCUUUUAAGAGUGCUGUGCUUCAUACACAUCCCAUCACACUGUGUCUGGCAAGCUUGAACUGUUGUCUGGAUCCAGUCAUGUACUACUUUACCACUGAUGAGUUCAAGUGCCGUCUGUCCAGGCCAGAGUUGCAGGAAAGUUUGCAGUUUCACCACAAGAUAUCUUGCUCCACACAUGAGGCUGUGAGAUCUGAGCCCGAAGAGUGAAGGACAGACAGAGUACACAGAACACUGGGUCAACAAUUUCCUUAUGUACAUUGGGAAUUAGAGGAACCUAUUUUGAUGAGAAAUGUUAAUGUUCAAGCUGCCGAAAUUGAAUUAACCUUGACAAUGCACAAAAACUUUUACAGGUGUGUGAAUACAAAGAGAGAAUUUGACAAGUAAAAUGUUCUGCUCUUAAAGAUCAUGAAAAUGGACAAAAUAUUUUAAAUUAAAAAAUACCUUUAAACAGUUGUCAAUGGUAUAGUUAAGGAAAACGUGUAGUAAACACAAAAAUUUUCCACUGUAAGAAACCAUUUAGGUUUAAACUUUGCUUCAUAAAGCCUUAAUUUCCUAUGACACACACAAGUGUUUGAAUGAAAAGUGGGUCAGACUUCUCAAGUAAUUUCACAUUGCAAUAGCUGUGAGGGUCUAUUUGUGCAAAAAAAAAAAUAUUUAUAUAAAUAAUCAUGUUGCUUCUGCCUGAAUUCCAAGUACUGGAUUUAAAAAAAUAUAAACCGUAAACAUACACACAGGAAAUAUCAUGGUGUUGGGCCUCAUGUAUUCGGAUACAAGACAAAGGUAGGCCCACAAAAACAAAGUCAUAAAUCUUACUAAUAAAAACCGUGCUAAAAUCAAACAAAGGGAUUACAAAACCAACUAAAAAUCCCAAGAAGCCUUGCUCACUUUACAACUGUGUGAAAUUACAA
Molecule: messenger RNA, 1922 nt
Organism: Xyrauchen texanus (razorback sucker)
Lineage: Eukaryota; Metazoa; Chordata; Actinopteri; Cypriniformes; Catostomidae
Product: probable G-protein coupled receptor 174
Exons: 1
Coding region: 223-1221 (332 amino acids)
Biological process (GO): phospholipase C-activating G protein-coupled receptor signaling pathway; positive regulation of Rho protein signal transduction
Cellular component (GO): membrane
Molecular function (GO): G protein-coupled receptor activity
Source: RefSeq, a predicted model, not a curated record